This is a messenger RNA of Drosophila kikkawai, 923 nucleotides long. RefSeq lists its product as uncharacterized. The record is from RefSeq and is a predicted model, not a curated record. Lineage: Eukaryota; Metazoa; Arthropoda; Insecta; Diptera; Drosophilidae.
CAUAAGUAGACUUUGCCACAAUGUCGACUUGAAUAUUAGUUCUGUGCAUCGAACUUGUACAAAAUUUCUAUCAAAAUUUCCUGAUACCUCUCUCUUCCGGCAUCAUGUGGAUGCAACUAGCUAAUCGUGCUUUUUUAAGUGGUGCCAGUGCCCACAAAGGAUUGCCGGAUAAUGAGAGCCAAGGUAUGGUUCCGGAGCCACUUGUUGCCCUGCCCACAGAUGAUGCCUAUGACGGGAUGGAUGAUGCCUCUGAGAGCGUCCACUUGAUCAAUCCAUCAAUGAACGAGCUGUUUCUAGCCAUUCACACGGCCAACGAGAGACCGAUAAUAGUGACCCAGCCCAGGAUCCAGGCGAGUCUCCAGAGAGGCGGUCGAGGCAACGAGGAGCCCUCAUCCGAUCGACUGACCUUUGCCCGCAUGAUGGGCGGUUCGCAAGAUCGAAUCAAUUACUAUCCAAACUUUGUCCGGGACAUCUGCUCGAAUGUCGUGGCCCCAGAUUAUAUGCAUCGAGCUCUGUCCUUUGACGACUUGCACUUUGUGGGCGGUGACAAUGAGGAUAAUGAUGUCGAUGAUGGAGAUGACAAUGGAUCCGACGACUCCUCUUCCUCCAGUAAGACGGUGCUGUGGCGGGUUCACUCCGAGGGAGCACUGAUCACCAUGCCAGGUAAUGGAAAUUUGGCCCAGCAAAUGGCUAUACUAAAUCAAGGGGGUCCCAAGCGAAAGUAUCCUUUGCAUCCACGUAAAAGACGCGAAGAGGGCCUGGAUCUGGUGACCAAUCAUAGUACUUGGAGUCCGGGCUAUUGGAUCACCAUGGGUCACAUCCUGAUGGUGAUUGCCUGCCACCGUUGGGGUCUUUAAGAAGGGGUACUAUUAUGUGUUUUUUGUUUUUAUUUUGUGGGAAAAGGAAAACAACAACAAACAAGA